CAGAUAUAUGUUGCAAUCUUGGCUAGACUAAGUUCAUUCGCGCCCUUGUGGACCCAUGGGGCGGUCCAAAGACAGGAUCAAAAGAUGGCAUCAGGGAGAGGCGCGCGAGCACCAGCCGCCCUGAACCGUGCUAUUGCACCCGAGUAACCGGUGCCCGGCAUUGACGGCGCGAUACCCCUCGUCGACCUCAAAUCUCCACUCGCAACUUCGCACAGCUCCUCGUCCGCGUCUCCGAGAACUUCGUUCUUGUUCCUUCUCUCUCAUAUUCUUCUGCCAGAAAGUUGCGUCGUGCUCAUAGACCAGAAUGUCUUCCGACGACGAGACCAGUUCCGGCGAGUCGGCCCCCAUGCGCUUCUGGAGGAUUCCCCGCCCCAAGCGCAGGUAUCUCAAGAAGCAGCUUCCACUGCUCAAGGAGGAGUCUAGGAUAUGCAUCGAGAACUUCCUCGACUAUCGUGCUGCACGCACCCGCGCCGAGUUCCCUCGCAGUCGCAGUGCUGCCGUUCUCAUCGCGCUGUUUGUUGGAAGAGAAGGAGACCUCUAUGUUCUCCUCAGCAGGCGCGCUGCUGAGCUGAGGACGUAUGCUGGCGACACCGCGUUACCUGGAGGCAAGGUUGAGCCCGAGGAUAGAUCCAUCGAGGAUACCGCUAGACGUGAAGCAUACGAGGAGAUCGGACUGCCACAGGAUAGAGUAAAGGUACCAUUGCUAUGCGUGAUGGAACCUUUCCUCGCCAGGAACCAGGUGAUUGUCACUCCCGUCGUCGUUUUGAUCCUCGACAAGACCCUCCAGCCACAACUCAACGGGUUCGAAGUUGCGACUCUCUUCUCCCACCCGCUCAGGUCUUUCCUCGACUCGACACCGCCGUUCCCUGCUCCCAGAAGCGAACCAUACCACACCUGGUCCGACCACGCCUUCGGCGAGACAGGUACUACACGUGUUCACCGUUUCCUCACUGGACGCGAAGCAGGCGGGAUCAAGCCCGUCUUCGGUCUCACCGCUAAUAUUCUCGUCGCCGCCGCCUCCCUCGGAUACGGCCGCCCUCCCUCGUUCGAAGCCCAACCUCCCAACGCACCCACACCCCGCCAACAGAUCGCACGCGCCAUCAUCAUGCCCGGAAGCGCACUCAACGAAGCCUGCCGCACGGAGGGCAUCAGCCCCGACGACGCCGCUGGCCGCUUGCUCCGCCCGCCGUUCGCAUUCAACGCGCCCCGCGUGCUUGAGUGGGCUAGAAUCGGCGCUCAGUGGGAUGACCUGCUGAGCGACGACGAGGAUUCGCCAGCGCCCAAAGCGAAGCCCAUGAUUGAUGCAACUCAGUUGGCUGUCCCUGCGCCUACCGCACUCGCGGAUCCCGCGUCCGCUGCAGACGUCGUCGAUGCUGCGACCCGCCGGGGCUUCGUCCCGCCCAAGAUCCCCACCCCUCCUACCCCGCCGACGCC
Coniophora puteana RWD-64-598 SS2 is the source of this 1434-nucleotide messenger RNA. RefSeq lists its product as uncharacterized. Gene Ontology annotation, molecular function: acetyl-CoA hydrolase activity; coenzyme A diphosphatase activity. The annotation marks the transcript as partial. Lineage: Eukaryota; Fungi; Basidiomycota; Agaricomycetes; Boletales; Coniophoraceae. The record is from RefSeq and is a predicted model, not a curated record. Gene Ontology annotation, biological process: coenzyme A catabolic process. The transcript is spliced from 8 exons.